AUGUCGUGCACCACUAAAGACACAACCUGGAAAUGGGAUACAAAGGAACAAGAAGCGUUCCAAGGAUUAAAGGACGCCGUUACCAACGCCCCGGUACUCUGCCACGCGGACCCUGCCAAACCUUACUUUCUGGAGACGGAUGCUUCCGGUGCAGCACUAGGUUCCAUAUUGAGCCAACGCCAGGAAGAUGGUUGUCUACAUCCCUUAGGCUUCUUGUUGGAAUCAUUCAAAGGUGCCAAACAGAACUACAACACCCAUGACAAGGAGCUCCUUGCAAUCAUCCGCUCCUUUGAGUAUUGGCAAAUCUUCCUGGAAGGAACGGUCCACCCCAUAACGGUAUUCACCAACCACAGGAACCUAGAAUACUGCAAAGAAUCCCGGACCUUCAACUGUUGUCAUGCAAGGUGGCACCUCUUACUAGCAGGCUACAAUUUCCAAAUAGUCUACCGUCCUGGCAAGCAGUCCAGCAAACCAGAUGCCCUAUCCCGUCGUGCUGACCAUGCCAACAUUCCGCCUGCGGACCAAACCAUGCUGCCCAUCCCUGUAUUUGCCAACGUUGCCUUAGUCACACCAGAGAAAGAACUACAACGCCAGAUCGAGUCAUCCCUGGACCAAGACAAAUCACUGGAGGAGAUUCUCCAAUUCCUACAGAACGAGUCCAAGGCACCUCCCUCCAUCAAACGCGCAUUCAAGGAUUACGAGAUGGAGGCCGGUUUACUCUUCUACCAAGGACAAAUUGUAGUCCCAGACGUCGGAACACUAAGAACGGAUCUACUGCGCAUCUUCCACAACAGCCCACUAGCAGGACAUCCCGGCAGACAACGCACCCUAGAGCUAGUAUCAAGGAACUACUACUGGCCUGGCAUCCAAUCCGACACGUAUUGGCACGUAGACUCCUGCGAAAUGUGUCAGCGGAUCAGAAAGCCCAAGUAUGCGUCUAUCCCACCUCAGCCGCUUGAACUCCCCGUCAGACCCUGGCAACAUGUGUCUUACAACAUGAUAGUGAAUCUACCCAAGGACAGAAGCAACGACUCAAUCCUAGUAAUUGUUGAUAGCUUUACAAAGUACGGGAUAUUUGUAAAAUGUUCCAAAAAACUGAAGGCACCUGAGCUAGCGGAACUGUUCCUGGAAAACGUAUGGAAACGUCACGGCAUGCCGGAAAAGACCAUAUCCAACAGAGGCAGGGUCUUCAAUAAUAAAUUCCUGAGGGCCCUGUACAAAUGCCUUGGCAUUGACCCACACUUCUCCUUGGCAUAUCACCCUCAGAGCAACGGCCAGACGGAACAAGUCAAUCCUUCUAUUGAACACUUUCUAAGGGCCUAUUCGGGGAUUAACCAACGGGACUGGACUAAGUGGCUACCAAUGGCGGAAUUUGCAUACAACAAUGCUGUGCACAGCAGCACUGGGAAAACUCCUUUCAAGGCCUUAUACGGAUGGGAACCCACCUUAACCCCGUCAAAUAUACCAAUGGACGUCCCCGAGGCAGAUGACCUUGCCCAGACAAUGGAGGCACAAUGGAAGGAAGUGGAAUCGGCACUCCGGCAAUCUAAGCAACGCAUGACGGCCAGGGAAGAUGGAAGCCCAAUAGAAUUCAAGAUUGGAGAAGAAGCUUGGCUGGACGCCAAAAACGUCAACCUCAAAACCUUAAGUCCCAAACUUACAGAACAACGCUUAGGACCCUUUAAGGUUAUUGAGAAGAUCUCCGACCGGGCCUACCGCCUAGAACUCCCUCCAACUAUGCAAAUACAUGAUGUCUUUUAUGUAGGGCUACUGUCUAAAGUCAAAAGGGACAAGAAGCGCUCCUUCGAAAAUCGCCCCCCACCAGUCACCGUGGACGGAGAAGAGGAAUACAAGGUGGAAGGGAUCACUGAUGCCAAGGAAAGAAACGGAAAAUGGUUCUUCCGAGUCAAAUGGAAGGGAUAUGGGUCCAAGGAAAACACAUGGGAGCCCCGAGAAAACUUGAAAAACGCCGAAAAAAUUUUAGAAAAAUACGAAAAAGAAAUGAAAAAGAAGGCCCUCGGCGCUGCCAAGGCCCUUAGAGGGGGGGCAGUGUCGUAG
Rhizoctonia solani is the source of this 2058-nucleotide messenger RNA. Its product is annotated as integrase core domain protein. The coding region runs from base 1 to 2058 and encodes 685 amino acids. The transcript is spliced from 2 exons. The record is from RefSeq and is a predicted model, not a curated record. NCBI's taxonomy places the organism in Eukaryota, Fungi, Basidiomycota, Agaricomycetes, Cantharellales, Ceratobasidiaceae. Gene Ontology annotation, biological process: DNA integration. Gene Ontology annotation, molecular function: nucleic acid binding.